GAAACUUGGUAGAUAAUUGAAAUUGAAAUGGUUGAGUUGAGUUAGUUUGUCUUUAGUUGAUUUGUACAAUCUUCCUUCAAUUCAUACAAUCAACACAGAACCAAAACCAAAUGGGUAUGGCGUCCAUGGCCAACACUUUCACUCUUCCUCGCUUCAACUUCAACCCUUCUCACACCCUUUCUUCAUCUUCUUCAUCAUCCAUCCCCAAAAUCUUUACUCUCUCCACCCCCAUUUCCACCCCUUCACCCAUCACCAAUGCAUCAUCCUCAACCACAAGACGCGCACCCACUCUCAUUCGCGCCACCUCUUCUUCUCCUUCUUCAUCCUCUUCCUCCUUCGGCUCUCGCCUCGAAGAAACCAUCAAAACCACUCUUUCACAAAACCCCGUUGUCGUUUACUCCAAAUCCUGGUGCUCCUAUUGCUCUGAGGUGAAAUCGCUGUUCAAGAAGCUCGGUGUUCAGCCGCUGGUCCUCGAAUUGGAUGAAAUGGGUCCACAAGGUCCACAAUUGCAGAAGUUGCUGGAAAGACUCACUGGCCAAUACACUGUCCCAAAUGUAUUUAUUGGUGGCCAACACAUUGGUGGAUGUACAGAUACACUUAAGCUGUAUAGGAAAGGAGAUCUUGAAACUCUGGUAUCUGAAGCUAUUGCUAAAAAUAAGGGGAGCUAAGACCUUGACAAUAUUGCUCUCAUCCUAAAGGGAAUCUGAUCCAGUUAUCGAUUUGGCGGAACACAUGUUGGUUGAAAACUAAAGCAGUAUAGAUUGAUGUUCAGUGAGACUUUAAUAAAUCUCUAGUUGGAGGAUUUGUAUAAACUAAAAUGAGCAACUUUUAUACCUGAAAAACUAUCUAUGUUUAUAUUUCUCUUGUUCAUUA
This is a messenger RNA of Vicia villosa (hairy vetch), 873 nucleotides long. Its product is annotated as monothiol glutaredoxin-S10. Gene Ontology annotation, biological process: cellular response to oxidative stress. Bases 111 to 668 code for a protein of 185 amino acids. The record is from RefSeq and is a predicted model, not a curated record. The transcript is spliced from 4 exons. Lineage: Eukaryota; Viridiplantae; Streptophyta; Magnoliopsida; Fabales; Fabaceae. Gene Ontology annotation, cellular component: cytoplasm. Gene Ontology annotation, molecular function: glutathione disulfide oxidoreductase activity.